Anneissia japonica is the source of this 3081-nucleotide messenger RNA. RefSeq lists its product as uncharacterized. The record is from RefSeq and is a predicted model, not a curated record. The transcript has 4 exons. Lineage: Eukaryota; Metazoa; Echinodermata; Crinoidea; Comatulida; Comatulidae. The coding region runs from base 283 to 1164 and encodes 293 amino acids.
CAUUUUAACUAUUAUCCUGUCAAAAAAAAUAGUUGACUUCCAUAUGAGGGCGUGGUGGAUGUAAGAUUCUUAUGUUAUAUAAAAUUCGCUACGUGGUAAGUCUGAAACCCGACUCUUAUUUAGCCCAGGGAGACUAAUCCAACGCGUGAUUUCGUAACCUGAAUACAUGCUGUUUGGUUUGCCCAGCCUUCUGGAAAACACGUUUCUUGCUAGAUGUGACGUGGAUCGGUAAGCAUCCAUAUGAAAUAUUUCUGACUAUGAAUUUGAUGAACUCGCCCUUUGAUGUCAAUUCACUAUAUUGACAUGAUGUUAGGAUUCGUCGUCGCUGGAUUACUUUUCGUCGUAAUAUACCAUACUUGGCGCGCAUUGUUUGUCAAUACGCAGCGCGCAGAGGAAGUGGACGUACACGAGUUAAAUGAUUGCAAGAUACAUAUUAUCGGCUUUGAUUCACCAGUGUGGUUACGUGUGUUCAAAUCUUUUCUCAGGAUCCUCAUGGGAAUGUAUUUUAAGGCAGGAGCUAAGGCCAUGCUGCUAUGUGAGCGAAUGCAGCAGCCUGAACUCAGUCGGAAGUCGGAUUUUGGGUACAUUGCCAAAAUUUUCUGGCACAUCGAUGACAUCAGACAAUUCUUCCAAGACGGUUUACCGGUUGGUAAAAAUAGAGGGCGUUUGUAUCGAGGUUUUUGGCCAUUGAGAAUGAGGCAUAUGGGUUUGUUCAAAGUUCAUUCGGCGAAUUUUAGUUCGGGUUUGUUACAGAGGGAUACGACACCAGCUCUGAUGGAGACAGCUGGAACUGAAAAGUAUAUCGUUAUGUUUCGGAAGGAUAACGAAUUCGCUCGUGUGAGUGGUAACCGGGUGAGCGAUAUUGCCGAAGAGUUCAAACGCAAUUACAAAUGCCAGGGAUAUGUCGUUUACAAUGUCCUGAAAGAAUCUGGGCCUAAUAUUGAGAACUACUGUGAAUGGAUAAUAGAGAUAUAUUUUGAUGAAUAUGGUUUAUCAGAAACAACCGACAAAAUGGCGUAUAUAGCGGAUGCUGUCGACAACGACGGGUACGAAGUGAUAUAUGCGGGAUACAAAGAUACACAGUGCUUUCCACUUCUCUCAAUGCCGAAUAAGAUACCAACGACCACAUCUAAUAAUGCAAAGGAGAGCAGGAAGACAAAAUAACGUGGAUGCUAGUUCAGUUAAAUUUAGAGCAAAAAUGUUUGACAAGGGAUUGACGGUUUCCAGGAGAGUUCUUUACAUCCAGGGCGAAGCCUUAAUAGGGUCCAGUGGGCAGUGAUCUAUAAAGAGCUGGAAUUGCUCAUUGGCUUGUUUUAAUAAAGCUACCGGUGCAAUGUUAGGGAGCCCAAAACGUCACGCGUAUGCGUCAUCACAAAGCAAAGCAUUAAGCCUGUUUUUCACUAGGCGAAUUUAUUUGCGCGAAUCGAAAGCGUCGGUUCAUGCGCACGCGCAUUUACGUUUCUAUCUGAGUUUUCGCUUCAGCGAAAUCAGUAGUUCGAACUGUUUCUGCUUUUUGCGAAGUGAAAAAAAUGCGCAACCAAUCAGAGCUCAGGAAGAGAACCGACGCUUUCCAUUCGCGCGAAUAAAUUCGCCUAGUGGAAAAAAAACAGGCUUUAAGGAAAGUUUUGCUUUUCUGAGCAUGUGCAGAUUGUGCUUAUCUGUUCCAUUAGCAUAACAAUACCACACAUAAGGCUAAUUCAAGUUAGACGCUUAAACCAGCCAGCUUCCUAUCCUGGUAACAGUUAAUAUCCUUGCACCAACAAAGCAAAGUUUUUCUAGCGCUUUUGAAAACUGCAGAAACAGGCGCGCUGAGUAAUAAGAUAGGAUGUGAAAAAAAACCAGUUUAUAUAACAUAAUAAUUUAAUUUUUUUUUAUUAAUAACUAUUUAAAGGAUUUUUAACAAUAAUUUAAAUAAAUGCCAUAAAAACUUUACUAGACUAGUACGCGUCAAUUGGGUUCUUGCAUUGCAUAUAGCGUCGAUGGCUUCAAUUUUGUCUGUACAAUGAUUGAUGAGCAAUCCAGCUAUUAAGAUUAGUGAUAGUGAGUUAACUGGGUGGAUGCAGAGGGGGUGCAGAAGGUGCCGUCUCACCCUCUUAAAUUGUCUUAUGAAAAAUAAUUGUAUUGUAUUGUUGUAAGGUAUGAGAGUGCAAUUUCGUGGCACCUAGAGGCAGGCGCGGAUCCAGACCUCUUCGCACCGUUCGCCAAUAUAAAGUGAUAGCAGUGCCUGGUGGUCUGGCGAAUUCCAACUCUUUCUGUCAGAAAUGCCACCUACCUAAACGAAAGACAAAAAUAUACAGACAAAAUAAACUUUUUGCAUUGUUUAAGUAUUAAUCAAAGAGGGACCGUAACUAAAUCGGCUGCGCGAUAACGUACGGUACACUGUUGAGUUCUUUUAUUAUUAUUAUUAUUAUUUAUGUCACAAUGUAUGGUUAAUACAAAGUCAAUCACAGGGAGGAUAGGCUAUACAUGUGCGUUGAUUCUUAUAACCUUAUUGAAAGGCAUAUAUAAUUUUAUUAUAUGUUGUUAUUCCAAAAUUACACCAAAGCGAAAACAUAUUAUUUUAAUUAUUACUUUUUGAUUAAUGAAUUAUUAUUUAAUUAUUUUAACGAAUGCUAUUCAUCAAAACAAACAAACAAACAAAAAAACAAGUCUAAUGGAGUUGGUGGCCUAAUUGUAGACCUAGAGCUUAAAACUUACGAACACACUUAGAUACAAUACAUCUAAGACCACCAAGCACUGAGAGACUGAAAAUGAACACGGAAACUGAAGAAGAGCAACGACGUGAAUGUUAUGUAAAUUUCAAAUCAUACAGCGUUGGAAGUGGAAAAAUAAUUAAAGAACAAAAAAAUACUGAGAAAUUGAGAGGAUAUCUAAUAAGCGUAUAAUACUGUAUUAAUUGGCAGGUAAAAUGUAAAAUUUCCUGGCUCGUAUAUCCAGUAGGUGGGGUGUUACGAAGAGUGUGUAUAACGCACCUAAUCAAAUUUAAUGAGGUCUAAUUUCCAAGACAGUCGAGAAUGUACUGAAUAUAAAUUUGUGAUUUUCUGUGAUUUAAAAAUAAAAUCUUAAAUUUUUACAUUUUAA